AGCAGGUGUUCAUUCUUCAGUCCUUUCUUGUACAUGGUGGUAUCUCCUAAUGUCAGCAUUCUCAGCUGCAAAUUAAGAUACACUGUCAAACUUCAUGCCAUUUUUAAUUCUUCUGAUGUUUUACAUUUUCCUUCCUAAGCAGUAUUAGGUGAAUUAUCCAAGGUUAAUUAUUGUUAAUAGUGUAAUGAAGUAAUUCUGACACAACAUUAAUACUUGUAUAGCUUAGGUAGGUGGAGACGCAGAGGCACAUCCUUUUCUGCUAAAUAUCCAAUUUUUUUUUCAGUUGCAAAAAAGAAUAAGUGUAUUGCUGUUGGUGCCAUUAGUAGGAUGAUUCCUUCAUGUGUCAUUUAAUUACAGGGGAAGCACAGAAAACCAAAUAAUUUGUUUUAUUCAAUGCUUUCUGUGAAUUACAAUAGACGAAGCUUUUGUACUUAUGUUAAACUAUAAACUGCUGAUGUGUAUCUUAGCAAUAAAACAUUUCUUUCCAAAAAAGACUGUCCUCAAAAGCUGUUUCAGCCUAAUUGUAUGAUCCCCACUAUGUGUGUGCUUUAAUAACAAAAAACUGAAACUUCCGUUUAAACUGCUGUAUGAUGUAUUAUAGCAUUGCUAUCUCCCUGGUGCUCCCCCAUCCAAAAUAAUUCCUCCUUUUAUUCUUUUCAUUUUUCAUGGAUUUGGCUGUGGGUUUGUAUUCUGGAGAUCUGGUCUCUGCACAAAAUAGAACACUUUAUUGUGAGGUUUCAGGUUAUCUUUUCAGUAUUUCAAGUUGAAUUUUACAUUGAAGGUAAUAUCUGGUUGCUUCAUUCCUUGGGAUUGUUGUAAUUGAUUGACUGAGCCUAUGUAGUGAGAAAGUCUCUAUAUAAAGUAAGGCAUGCACCUGUGAAUUACAGGUAUGCAUGGUGGUCCUGGGACAGAACUGCAUCUGUUGUGUGGAUUUUGUUCUGACACCAGGAUCUAUCUGCAGGGCCAGAAGGGACAUGAAAAGGAGCAAGCAGCACAGGGUCAGGCACCUUCAGAGCUGUGCCCGGUGUGUGAAUAGCUCUCCCUGCUUCCUCCCUCAGGUGCUGUGUUUGGGUUUAUGCCAUCACAUCUACCAGGCCCAGGGCCAGGCCUUCAGUGGGGCAAAUCCCUCCUUCUCCCCUCACCCCUAUGGACGGGACUUUUAAUGAAACGAGCCUGAGGCCUUCCAAACCUGCAGGAAGCCAGUACCAGCUCUACAUUGGCCUGGCUCUGGCGGUCAGUUCCAACAUCUUCAUUGGAUCCAGCUUCAUCCUGAAGAAGAAGGGCCUCCUGAAGCUGGCCGCCAAAGGAGUUCCCCGUGCUGGACAUGGUGGGUAUUCCUACUUGAAAGAAUGGCUUUGGUGGGCUGGACUGCUUUCAAUGGGAUUGGGAGAAGCUGCAAACUCUGCUGCCUAUGCCUUUGCACCAGCAACCUUAGUUACCCCUUUGGGUGCAUUGAGUGUUCUCAUAAGUGCUAUAUUGUCAUCCUACUUUCUGAAGGAGAAGCUGAAUAUUCACGGCAAGUUGGGCUGUGUUCUGAGUGCUUUGGGUUCUACAGUCAUGGUUAUUCAUGCCCCAGAGGAGGAAAAGAUUACUUCACUGGAUGAGAUGGAAAUAAAACUGCAAGAUCCAGUGUUUGUUGCAUUUGCUGUUCUCCUAAUAUCUGUUGCCCUCGUGUUGAUUUUUAUUGCGGCUCCACGGAGAGGUCAGACAAAUAUACUGAUCUAUGUUUUAAUUUGCUCACUCAUUGGUGCCUUCUCUGUCUCAUCUGUCAAAGGCCUGGGCAUUGCCAUUAAAGAAAUGCUGGAGUGGAAGCCAGUUUAUCGACAUCCCCUGCUUUAUGUUUUGGUGGGAAUCCUAUUGCUCUCAGUUACCACCCAGAUCAAUUAUCUCAACAAAGCACUGGACACAUUUAACACAUCUCUAGUGACACCUAUUUAUUACGUAUGCUUCACCAUGACAGUGGUAACAUGCUCCAUCAUCCUGUUCAAAGAAUGGAGUAGUAUGGACCUGGAUGACAUCCUUGGGACCCUCAGUGGAUUCUGCAGUAUAAUAAUUGGAAUUUUUCUAUUACAUGCUUUCAAAAAUAUUGAUAUCACCUGGAGUCAGUUGAUGUCCAGUGUUACAAAAGAAUCAUCAUUGCCACACUGCGAGUAUGAAACCUCUCACACUUUACUGGAAAGCAUGGAAGACCCAGCUGUGUUAUAUGGGGAAGACAAUGUUUUAUUCAGCCAAUGAAACUCUCAAGUGACAGUUUCUCAUUCCACUGUCAUGAAUUGCAGACUUACAUGUAUCUACCAGACCACUUUUUGUCACUGCUAUCCUCUGGAAAAGCGCCUCUAAAGGCACACUCCUCUGUGCGCCAGCUGUUGGUAAUAAUGAAUUAAAAUGCUCAAUAAUUGACAUGAGGGACAGAAACCUGGUGGUUAUAAUACAUCAAGCAGUGAACAAGUUUGUCUAUUUUUUAUGCAACAUCUCCUACUGGAGAAUUUUAGCAAGAAAGGAUAUUUUCCCACAUCUUGAGUUGUUCAGGGUGAUGCUUGCCAGAGAUUUAGCAAGAGAGCUGGAUUAUUAAAAAUGACUUCUGAUCAGCUGAGAUAUAUAUGCCAAGCAGAAGCUCUUCAUAAAGCAGUGUCAAUGGUUUACGGGCUGGUUCGGUCCGGUUCCG
This is a messenger RNA of Meleagris gallopavo (turkey), 2665 nucleotides long. NCBI's taxonomy places the organism in Eukaryota, Metazoa, Chordata, Aves, Galliformes, Phasianidae. The record is from RefSeq and is a predicted model, not a curated record.